AGGGGAGGACAGACGGAGUGGAAGUGGAGGGAGAGACGAGAGGAGUACACCAUGAAGUAGUGCCUUUGUCCGCCCCGGCAGCGCUGCCAUUUCACCGUCUGCCGAGAGUGAGGCAGCAGAAGAGGAGGGGAGAGGAGAGAAGAGGAGAGGAGAGUGACUUUGGGAAUUCGUCCGGCGCAUCAGGAGGGAGACACGGUUUGGGCUUUUGUUUGUGUCCAGGGAGUGGACGGACGGCGUGUCAGAAAGAGGAAGGAGAGGACGUCCAACAUGUCUGUCCUGUGACUAUAAAGGCCAGUUCUGGACACGUGUCACCUGUAUGUUUUCGAAAGUUAAAAAAAAAAAGGAACUCAUUGGAACAAUGAUUGCACUCACUUUUUCGUCCUGUUGACUUUCUAUUGUGUUUGAGCGAUUGCUGUUGAUUACAAUCAUUACCUUUUUGAAUUGCUUUUAUGCAAGAUUUUUACAGUUGCAUUGUGUCCCGACUCUUACCAGGCAUGCCCUAGUCUCCGAGCCGGUUGCAUGCCGCCGACAUGCCGUGUCAACAUUGAUUGGCUUUUAUAGCGUCUGGCGCUACGCCGGUCCAACUUUGAUCAUUUCCUGAAAGCUAUUGAUCUUUUCAGGGGUGAGCGGGGGACGGCGGUGCGGGUGCGGGGCUAGUCGGGAGUUUUGUCCUCCUGUUGUACGAGACUUUGCUCUUCACGUGGCAUCUUUUUAUGACUUCUCAGCAUCUCUUUUUACUGUCUGUUGCCAUGGCGACGGGCUGCAGCUGCAGACGGAGCAAAGCGAAAGUUCUUUUUGUUGUGUCUUAAACCCGGUGCUGCUCCAUUUGCUAAUUGUGCGCGUUGAGUCGGAACAGUCGACUGCGCUCGUGUGCAGUUUUUUGACUCCAGACGCCUGUGCCGCGCUCGCCAAGGUUGAUUCAGGUCACCUGUCUCCCCCUCCGCCGCCCCUCCCUCCCCAGUCUGUGUUCACCCAAUGGCGAGUCUCCACACCCGUCUUUGUCCUCAUCUCACCUUAAUGAAAAGCAGUCGGGCUGAUCAGUGGGAGGAUAAAUUGAUGCAGCUAAUUAAUGAUCAUUAUCAUAAAAGGUGUGUAGCUGACUCAGGUAGAUGGUCGUCACCUGACCUGCACCGUCCCCCGAUGUUCUCGUUGUGCUACUUUUAAGACCUCAACACAUGUUUUCUAAUCUUUUAUUACUCUGUACAUUUUUAUUCUGGGCAUCUGAGACUGUUUUCCCUUUGAACCAGGGCGACGUUUCCCCUCCUUCCCGGGCUGUCUCGCAGCACAUGCGGAUUCUCCAUGGUGCUUCGAACCCACGACCAGAUGGACGAGUAGCGCGCGUUGCUAGACGAUCCCUCUGUGGUGCUAGACUAACAGUUGUGGGCUGGUUUUUUUUGUUUUUUUUCCCAUUCUUGCACCCACGACCAAGCUGGUGCGUGAGACUUCAGUUGAAGUUUAUUAGUGCUAAGCAUUGUGACGGUGUUGUGGUGGUGAGGUGGACUGUUCGCCUUUAAGGUUGGACUAUGCAGACAGUAGACAGAAACAGCGUUUAUUUCUAGCGUUCUUGCUCUUCUCUCAGGUUACUAACCGCGAUCCGGGCGUGUCGUUUGAGGGCGAGCAGGGCAGUAUUUCCGAAAAUCAGGUCUCAUCACUAUCACAACACACCCGCUGGCCUUCAUUAGCCAAUGACCUGCAUCCUCUAGAGUUGCAUCACCAUCGUGCUACUGCAGUGUGUACAGUGGGUUGUGGGUUAGUUUUUGCCUCAUCCCUCACUUGAAGCGUGAGAGAAGAAUGCACUACUAACCUCAUAAGUAAAAAAAGAGAAAGAGAUGUGGUGGGUGUCUGAGCACACUGCAGCAAGCUAGUCCUGGAUAGUCCCACUCCUUAAGUCAUCAGUCACAGGAUUCUCACAGGAUUCUCACAGGAAUGAGGCAAAAAUACAACCUCACCUACUGUAUGUCAGGAUACAACUUUCCUAAGGUGCUCCGUUGCUGACUAAUUCAAACCACAACCGCCUCACUUGUUUUUUAGCCAUAUCAGGAACUUCAGUCAGGAACUUUUUUUGUCUUUCGUUUCUGGUGUCUAAACAUGUGCCGCCUGUAGUAUCCAUCGAGGAGAGACUUAACAGGCGGUUAAAUCAUUUUUUUUAAAAAACAAGGCGCUGUUUAACGGGCAAGCCUGGAGAACGGGCAAGCAGACGCGGGAGGGGGCGAGGGGGAGAUCAUCUGGAAGAGGCGAGAGGAAGUGGUGGCGCGGGAGAGGGCGGAGGCGCUGGAGAGGCAGAGGCUGGCCGAGUACAUUGUGUGGAGGAAGAGGGAGGACUUCCAGGAGAGGCGAGGAGACAGGGAGAGGAGAGACCGUAGUGUCGGGAAAGAAGGCAGGGAGGCCGCGCCAGAAGUCAUCUGGAAGAAGAGGCAGGAAGACGACGCGGGCAGGGAGACAGCUAGGGCGGAUCAGGGCGGACACCAAAUUGUUUGGAGGAAGAAGAAUUAAGUGUGCUUUUUAAAAAAACCAACAACAAGGGUGCUGCUACCAGGAGAUGGACACUAGCCAUAUAUUUGUAAGCCUCUUUUUUUUGUCCCUCUGCGGGUUGCAGGUGUGUUGUAUCGACCAGUUGAAGCGGUGUUUGUGUGUGUCGCCUUGUUAGUGCGCAGCCCCCAUGCCAUUCCCCUUGCUGGCUGCUAAUAGGGUUUUUAUGGGCCUGUGUCAAGCUGGACAGAGCUGCCGAGGGAGCUGCUUCUCACACACACACACACGUCUCAGAGCGGUAACACACACGCAUAUGCAAGCAGCCUUUUGAGAGUCAAUCACUUGAGUUGAUUCUGUUCGGUGCCGCUUGACAGCUGUGUCGCCGGCCCUCGCUGAGAGGCCAUUAACAAAAUACUCCCAGAUAUUGUUUUACAAGAUGGUCAAUCCACUUGACCCGCACGUCACAAACUGAUCACACAAAAUGAACUCGGAGUUGGAAAGUGAACUGAUAUCAACAUGACAAGGCUCACGACAAACAGUUUGCAUUCCGCCGUCAUCCGGAGCGCCGCUCUUUUGCUAAAAGACCUUUCAAACCUUGCUUUCAUUGUGGAUGAAGCCAUCUUUAAGGCGGUGCGCUCUGGGCCGCCUGCUAAUGUGUUCAGGAAGGACAAGUGUACAGAUGGAUGCCGCGCUGAUGCUGAGGGAGACCGGCUACGCGUCCUUAAGAGAAACAUUUUGUAUGCUGUAAGGAAGAGACUUUGAUUAAAAAAACUAAAAACUGACAACCACUAUGGAGCUUGUCCCAAAAACUAAGUACACCCACUUCAGGAGUGAAUCCCUGAGCUCCACCGAUGAGACAAACUCCAACCCAUCGUCUUUCCCUCCUUCCAGUCCUGCCACCCCUCUCACUCCCUCCCCUGGUUUACCUUCUUCUCUAUCCUCCUCCUCUCUAACCCCCAUCUUGCCUCCAUCUUCUCCCCGCCCGCCCGAGAACAGCCCCACCACCCUCUGCUCCUUUUUCCCAAGGAUGGGCUCUUUUCGCCUGGGCGUCUCUGCCACUCUUCUCCCAGGACUCAAGGCCUCCAGCAGGCAUUCGCGAGCGCCUGUUGACUCUCCCGGGGACGACAGGAGCAGCUCCAGCUCCUCCCCGCCGCUGCAUCACCCGCUACCCUCUUUAACCGCUCCUUCUCCCCCUCCGCGACCACUCUUGCAGGAUAUGAACCGGCUGGGAGGAGUGUCCAGGAGGGCACGAGUAGAGGGAGCUCAGCUCGGAGGAGAUGAGUGGACGCGGCAUGGCUCCUUUGUCAACAAGCCCACCAGGGGAUGGCUGCACUCCGACAAUGUCAUCAGCACCACCGGUGUUUCCUACUCUGUACGGUACAUGGGCUGCGUAGAGGUGCUACAAUCCAUGCGAGCGCUGGAUUUCAACACUAGAACUCAGGUCACCAGGGAGGCUAUAUCGGUGGUGUGCGAGGCUGUACCAGGAGCCAAAGGAUCCCAGCGCAGGAGAAAGCCUUCUUCACGCUGCCUCACGUCUAUUCUGGGCAAAAGUAACCUGCAGUUUGCUGGCAUGACAAUCAGCCUUACCAUCUCCACCAGCAGCCUCAACCUGCUGGCAUCCGACUGCAAACAGAUAAUCGCCAAUCAUCACAUGCAGUCCAUCUCCUUUGCCUCUGGAGGAGACCCAGACACGGCUGAGUACGUAGCAUAUGUGGCCAAAGACCCUGUCAACCAGAGAGCAUGUCAUAUUCUGGAAUGUUCUGAGGGUUUAGCCCAGGAAGUCAUCAGCACCAUCGGCCAGGCCUUUGAACUGCGUUUCAAACAGUACCUAAAGAACCCGCCCAAACUGGUCACGCCUCAUGACAGAAUGGCUCCAUUUGAUGGCUCUGCAUGGGAGGAAGAAGAUGACGAGGCUGUUCCCCUGCCUGAUGUCCCUUACUAUAAUAAUUUUCCUGGUAAACAACCUCCCGCUGGUGGUCUGGUUGACAUGAGAACACGUCCAGGAGCCACGCUGCCUUACGGACAGCCGGGUCAGAAUGACAUUCACAAGCAGCCUCUGCCGCCUCUGCCAGUAGGUGCCAAGGAAGGAGGACGAGAGCUGUUUGAUGACCCCUCCUACGUCAAUGUGGAUAAGCCCCGCCCCCCAGUCGCUGCAAAUGGAAACGCUCACAGAGAUGCUUUUGACAUGAAGCCAUUUGAUGAUGCCAUAGGGGUCUCUGGGCCAGUCCCAAUGACGACAGCGCCCCCUCUGGUGGAGCAGUUGCAGUGCGAGACCUGGUUCCAUGGCAGCUUAAAUCGCAGGGAAUCUGAGAGGCUGCUGAGCCGCGACGGAGACUUUCUGGUGCGAGAGUCGGGAACCACACCCGGGCAAUAUGUCCUUACGGGGCAGCAGGGCGGACAGCCCAAACACCUGCUUCUAGUUGACCCCGAGGGAGUGGUUCGCACGAAAGACCAUCGGUUCGAGAGCGUGAGUCACCUGAUCAGCUACCACAUGGACAACAGACUCCCCAUCGUGUCGGCGGGGAGCGAAGUGUGUCUGCAACAGCCAGUAGAGCGCCGAACCUGAUGGUCCCCGUCCAAA
Entelurus aequoreus (snake pipefish) is the source of this 5050-nucleotide messenger RNA. It is a transcript of the gene shc1, whose product is annotated as SHC (Src homology 2 domain containing) transforming protein 1. Gene Ontology annotation, biological process: cell surface receptor protein tyrosine kinase signaling pathway; intracellular signal transduction. Gene Ontology annotation, cellular component: plasma membrane. Gene Ontology annotation, molecular function: receptor tyrosine kinase binding. The record is from RefSeq and is a predicted model, not a curated record. The coding region runs from base 3260 to 5035 and encodes 591 amino acids. NCBI's taxonomy places the organism in Eukaryota, Metazoa, Chordata, Actinopteri, Syngnathiformes, Syngnathidae. The transcript has 12 exons.